This is a messenger RNA of Porites lobata, 2127 nucleotides long. The record is from the annotation of a GenBank genome assembly. NCBI's taxonomy places the organism in Eukaryota, Metazoa, Cnidaria, Anthozoa, Scleractinia, Poritidae.
AUGCCGAUCUCUCUCAAUACAAUAACUAGAAUCUGGAAUCCACACCGUGGAAUCCAGAAUCCAAGACUGUCUUUGAAUAAAUUAUACAUGGGGCGAGAAAUAGAAGAAAAACGUCGGUACUUCUAUGAAAACGUGACUUGCCGUGGUACUGAGAAAGACGCCGGACGCGGCACAGAAGUCAUGGAGAUCGAAUAUUUCUCAUCCUUCGCUAUCUUUGUGACUGUGCUUCUUUCAUUAGUGGCUAUCAUCGCAGUACCUGGUAAUGGGUUCGUUCUUGGUAUCAUUGUGCGGUUUAAAAAGCUUCGAACCUUUCCGAACAUUCUGAUUGGCAAUCUGGCGUUGAUCGACUUUUUCAACGCACUCAUGAACGUACCUAUGUACAUACUUUGGCUUGUUGUGGAUGUCAAAUGGUUUACUGGAAAGACUUUGGCGAUAAUGUCGCUUUUUCUAUGCCACCUUUUCAUCCUCCUUAAUAUCGUCUCCACGCUGGUUCUGCUUGGAAAUGCGCUUUUAGCGAUAGAACUUGACGUGAAAUAUUUCACCUGGAAGACGACGGAAAAAGCGAUGACAAUAGUCAUGGUUGUAUGGGUGGUCUGUCUAUUCGGCACUGGUUUGUUGACGUGGUUAUAUUGGGAUAUGGAUCUUCAAGAUGCUCCUCUUUCCAAAUAUCGCAUUGCCUUCUCACUUAAAUCCCAAGGAUGCUUGACAGCAAUCAUGGCAUCAUUCAUAGUCACUUCAAUCGUAUUUGGAGUCCUGGCUUUCCAGUCAAUUCAAAGGAAGAAACGGCAGGUAAGAUUAAAGCCUUCUUUUUUUUAAAAAAAAAAAAAAAGAAUUCUUAUAUAGCCCUUAUUUUGCACAUUGGAACUAUUUCGGGUUUAUCGUUAUUUUCACUGGAAAGCUACUCAUAGAAAAUGUAUGCAAUGAUGCUCUGAAUGAUCACUAUUUAUAUCCAAAAACAAAAAAGCUAUCAACUAAAACUAUAUAAGCAAACGAAACUAUACAGACCCAACACGAUGGUCUUUCGAAAAUGAUCAAUGAUGUUCAGAGAAGAGAUUUUAGGGGACCGUGGGGGAAGGAGGGCGGCCUGCCAGCAAGCUCUCCUGGCAGUAGGGGUGGGGGAAGGAAGAGGGAAACUACCACCUCCCCAACCCCCGUACCCCCGGGAGAGCUAACUCGCAAGCUGGGAGGAGGGAAACGCCUGAUACUCAGGUUACCAACUUCCCAAAACACUAAAGUAUACCCAGUCAAAGCUUUCUCCUCCGCAGAGGUCUUCUUUAGGGAGCUUUAGCAACGACGACGGCGACGGAAGGGAGAACGUCAAAACCUUUGAAUAGGCCAGGUUUGAUUGGCAAAACAACAACUAUGCACAUGUAUCACGCUUGUUUGUACAUUUCUUUGCCGUCACUGCACGACUACGACGUGAAAAUGCCUAACUUCACGUUUUAUGGAGUACGUAAACAAGCUACGACGAAAUUUUCUUUCUCUUUCUAAACUUGAGUGCAGUCUCCAAGAAAUCAACUCCAGGGAAAUUUGCCAGCCUGCGUUGCAGCCGGCCCACGCACUCGUCUUUAUGUAUACAUGACCACUGUUUAGGGUGAUGUUUACUGGACAUAAGAAAAAUUUCUAUGGUUUGUCCUUUUUUUUUUAUAGAGAAAGCAGUUGAAUCUACCUCGACUUCAAGCUGAUACCAGACUCCAACAGGAUAUUCAGGCAACCAAAACUAUCGCCAUUACUGUACUCGCAUUCCUGGCGUGCUAUAUUCCGUCCGUUUGCAUUGGAGCCUGGGUUCAUCCAGAAGCUGAUGCCACCGUUAUGCCUUGGCCUGGUCACGUGGCCUACCUAAGCAUGUUCUUGUCCAGCGGGAUCAACCCUAUCAUCUAUUGCUACCGAGUCAGAAGAUUUCGCUGCGCAUUGAAACAACUUCUUAACGAUCCCUGCGGAAAAACAGCUUUCCAAGAGGCGGACCAAGAUCAACGAUUCAAAGAAAAUAAGCUGCAUCACAGUUCAAGACGAAAAAAAAUCGUGGAUAAAUUUGACGAGGACAGACUCCUGCUGUUUCGAAAUUCAAGCCGCUACACGAGAAGAAUGGCUCUUACAUUUCAAGUGCUCGAAACGAAGGAAAGCAGU